GCCGGCGGAGGGUCGGAGGGUCGGAGGGUGGGCGCCGGGAGCGGAGCGGAGGCAGCAUGUUCGGCGGCGGCGGCGGCGGCGGCGCGUACGGCGGCGACUGCGGCGACGGCUACGGGCUGGGCUACGUGGCGGGCGGCGGGCGGCUGCAGCAGUACGCGCACUUCGCGCCGCACCAGACCUGGCACCACCACGCCGCGCACCACGACACUUACGGAAGCAGUGGCGUGGGUGGCGUGGGCGGCGUAAGCGGCGUGGCGGGCGGGCUGUACGGACAGAACAUGGUGAUGGGCUCGUGGUGCGCGCCCUACGACGCGCUGCAGCGCCCGCCGGCUUACGAUGGCGUGCUGGAGGCGUACGAGGAGGGGCGCGAGUGCGUGAACUGCGGCGCCAACAACACGCCGCUGUGGCGCCGCGACUCCACGGGCCACUACCUGUGCAACGCGUGCGGCCUGUACCACAAGAUCAACGGCGUCAACCGCCCGCUGGUGAAGCCCAGCAAGCGGCUGUCUGCGGCUCGGCGCCACGGCCAGUGCUGCACCAACUGCGGCUCGCGCAACACCACGCUGUGGCGCCGCAACAACGACGGCGAGCCCGUCUGCAACGCGUGCGGCCUCUACUACAAGCUGCACGGCAUCAACAGGCCGUUAGCGAUGCGAAAAGAUGGAAUUCAAACGAGGAAACGAAAGCCGAAGAAGUCAGCGAACGGCGUCAAACCACCGCAAGAUGGCUCCAAGAAAGAUGGCCACACUUCUCCUGGAAUUGACGAGAGCAAACCCAGCAUAGCAGAAGUGCCUCUGCCCCUGACGGCGAGCAUGGGCGGCGCGGCGAGCAAGGCCCGCGAGCCCGCGCCGUCGCCGCACGCGCACCACGCGCACUCGCACGCGCACGCGCACACGCACGCGCAGGGCGCGCAGUACGGCGCGCCAGCGGGGCUGGCGGCGCCCGCCUUCCUGUCCAACCCCUCGCUGUUCAGCAUCAAGAGCGAGCCCAGCGCGCCCGCCGGCUACGACGGCUACGGCUCGCACGCCGCGUCCGGCGCGCCCUACCACUCGCAGCAGCACUACUUGCACGCGCUACAGUACGGGCUGGGCAGCGGCGAAGAGGAGGAAGGCAGCGGAUUCCUGCACCAGCGCAACGUGACGGCGCACGCCAAGCUCAUGGCCUCCACGUAGCGCUGCAGCCUCGCCCGCAGACGCACCAGGAGAUGAUCGCCCUGGCAACACCCAGUCCAAUACAUCAUGGGAGAGCUUUCUCAAUUAGAUCAAUAAAAACCGUGGCAUACCUACCUGCAGUUUGUUGUGUUGUGAUUGGCACGCGAGGCCUGCCAGAAGCUUUGGUCAGACUUUGUUGCCUUAAAAAUUAGAGGAAGACAUAACGCUGACCAAAUACACGAUCAAGUUUACCGGUCAAGGUUGCAGCAGAUUUGAAGCGGCGCAGCGUCCAGUGGGGUGUAUGGCCAUCCACAUGGGGGUGUGAUUGGACGCUGUUAACUUGACCGUGUAUGGUCAGGGUAGAGUAACCAACGGGGCGUCACUCGUACGUACGAUAUAAAUUACACGUUCCAACGAACAUCCCUAUUGCUGUAAUCUGCUUCGCUUGAGACCCAGUCCGUUUGUGAAAAUUAAACUUGCAUUUUUCAAACCCGCAAUGUAUAGCAUACAAAACUCAGGGUCAAUGCCCCGCCUACGACGGGCCAUUCACCCAGUGGCACCUAACUACGCGACGGUCGUUGACCGCUAGCGUUAGUCAAUUUAUUUUAUUUGUAAUACAUUGUGAACUUUCAAAAAAAUCUGGGGUUUUAAGUGUUAUGUUAAGCAAUCAGCAGUACCUACUAUCAAUCACCUACAUGUCUUCGUUUUUGAUAUCAUUCUACUUACACCCUGUAUAUGAGUAGAUUAUUAAUAGGUAGCUUUAGUACCUAUAGUCUAUUCUAACUAACUAUAUUCAUAGAAACGGAUUGCGUCUGCGGCUUACGAUCGACAAGAGUGCGAACACCGAUGUUCAUUGGAAAGUACAUGUUGUUACUACGAAGCGCCGCAUCUAUAUAGUGAGGCAUUCAUAUCGCUGGUCCGGAUAGUCGCUACCAUGUUCCUACCCUCAGGACGAUAAAUAAUCAGUCAUUGUGGACAUGCGGAGUGUAUGGAAUAGUGCCUUAACUCUUGUGCUAGAGUUAACAAUAUAAAUAAGUAAUUAAUUAUAAUACUUAAAUUGAAGAAAGUAAUUAAUGUUUCCUGUGUAACUCACGAUCAUGUGUUCUUUCUAGCAAGUAUUUCCUUAUUUUGAGACAAAAACUCAAGUUUUAUCGAAUGCCACAGAUGCCAUCUAUAAAAUAUCUGGAUAUAUACUCGUAUUUAGAACAUCAACCAUUAAAGGUAGGUAUCUAUAUAAUGAUAGAUACACCUAAGAUUCUGAUCAAAAUAAAAAUAUAUCAGAAUUGAUUGUACAACGGUUGUAUAUUUGAAUAACUUUAAAGUUUCAAUAGUUAAGGGAGAUCAGUAUUAUAAGACUCGUCAAUAAAGGCAUUUCGUGUUAUAAGAUGCCAAGUCAGUUAUUUUCGUGACACCUAAUAGGUCUCUAAUGUAAUUUGUAUAAAAUUAUAAUUAGCGUAAGAAUUAUAGGUAUAGAGAUAAGGCAUAUGUAGAAAGUAAAGUACUUAGCAUGUAAAUAUCUAAUUAAACAAUUUCGACUGAAAGAUAGUCACUUGAUGUGUAUUUAUAAUGGCUGUUUAUAAUAAGUUAAACUUAAUCAAACUUGUUACACCAAGUAAUGCUAAUAGAUACCUACAUUACUAAUGGGACCUUGUCGUUUAGUACUUACUUAACUUGAUAAUAAUGAAAAUGGAAACUGGGACAUCUCAACUACUAAAUAAGAUUAAACUAAUUAUUCCAAGUUCCUUCGAAUCUAAUAAUCUAUUCUUCCUUAGCUGUCUUUAAAAGGUAAACGUAUCCGUGAAAAUAGUAUGAUGUGCUUUCCCGGCCCUCGAUAUUAUUAGCUUGCAGCCAGAACUUGGUCCGAGUGAAACUAUGUUGUAGUCUGUGAAACAUUGUAUACUCCUCGCCACCAGCCUCUGCGAGAAAAGACUUGAUUAUCUUUUAAGUCAGCCAAGGAAAAAUACAUUGUAGAUAAUAUUUAAGCAAGACAAACAUUGUGUUCUACUGCUACAAAUCAAUUUGAUGUGACGAUCGACUGAACUUGAGCGUCGCGCAAAUUAGGGUGCCUGUCCUCGUGUCUCCUGUUCCCUCGUCACAUUACUGAUGUGUGCCUGCAUCUUCAGACCAUUCAAAAUACGCAACUUGAGCCGAUGCUAAGUGAGCAAUAAUUAUUAUUAGAUAUGUAUUUUCUUUUGCUUGAAUCACAUGACAACCAUGUCAGGUCGGAAUCAGACUGUGUUUUUUUCAAUCCCAACCUUGCCUAUUGUAACUCGUGGUCCUAUAAUAUUAUUUAAUAAUUCAGAUUUAAUGUAAAAUAAUUCUUGCUGUUAUCCUAUAAUACCUAUAAUAAUACCUACCCAUAGUUUUAUAACACUGAAUAACUUUCACAAAAUCAUCCGCACAUCUUAUGGCUCUCACUGUUAGCAACCUUAGGACAGAAUAGAUCUAAGAACAAAGCGCAUUUAUUAAUAAUUGUAUAUACCUAGUUAAUUAAUGAUAUAAAGUUGUAGUGCAUUUCCCAAACACUUUAUUUAAAUCUUUUGAUAACAACAUAUAAAAUGGAUCUCUUAGUUGUGAAGAGAAAUGUACAAUAUUACAUUAAACUUAUUAAUGCACUUA
Maniola jurtina (meadow brown) is the source of this 3770-nucleotide messenger RNA. Its product is annotated as GATA-binding factor A-like. Gene Ontology annotation, biological process: negative regulation of transcription by RNA polymerase II; cell fate commitment; positive regulation of transcription by RNA polymerase II. Lineage: Eukaryota; Metazoa; Arthropoda; Insecta; Lepidoptera; Nymphalidae. The record is from RefSeq and is a predicted model, not a curated record. The coding region runs from base 57 to 1172 and encodes 371 amino acids. The transcript is spliced from 7 exons. Gene Ontology annotation, molecular function: zinc ion binding; DNA-binding transcription factor activity, RNA polymerase II-specific; RNA polymerase II cis-regulatory region sequence-specific DNA binding.